Manihot esculenta (cassava) is the source of this 3687-nucleotide messenger RNA. RefSeq names its product probable UDP-N-acetylglucosamine--peptide N-acetylglucosaminyltransferase SPINDLY. Bases 381 to 3152 code for a protein of 923 amino acids. The transcript has 18 exons. Gene Ontology annotation, molecular function: protein binding. Lineage: Eukaryota; Viridiplantae; Streptophyta; Magnoliopsida; Malpighiales; Euphorbiaceae. The record is from RefSeq and is a predicted model, not a curated record.
CUAUUACGCCACUGUGUAAUAAUUAACGAACGGACACCAGGUGCUUCUCAGUCCUCUCCUCUCUCUCUCUUUCGUGGGUUUUGGACACAUCGAACGCUCACUGUAUCGGAGACGAGAGAGAGGCGUGCCUCUGCCUCCUUUCCAUUGGACUCUCUCUCUCUCUGUAUCUUCAAAUUCAUCUCCUUUCUCCGCUCUGUUUCAUUUUUUUUUUCCAGAGUUUACGCCACCCUCAACCUACGCCCCCCCCCCCCCCCCUCUCGGCCUGCUUAUGAUGAGUCCUUUCUGAACAGAGUUCAUAGUACGCCAGGCGUUUCUCUUGUUUCGUAAUCUCUCGCUGGCUUUUCUGCUUUGAAUGCAAGUGAGUUUGUGGAUAUUUCCAGAUGGCAUGGACUGAGAAAGAUAUUGGAAAUGGGAGAGAGCAGGUACCUACUGGAGAUAAUGGUUUCUUGAAGGGGUCACAGCCUUCACCUUGUGCAACUGGCUCUCCUGUUGGUGUAGCUGCAGUGCCGAAGGGGUUUGAAGGGAAGGAAACUCUCUCUUAUGCCAACAUUCUUCGUUCGAGAAACAAAUUUGUUGAUGCUCUUGCUAUUUAUCAGAGUGUCUUGGACAAAGAUAGUGGAAAUGUUGAGGCUCACAUUGGAAAGGGAAUAUGCCUGCAGAUGCAGAACAUGGGAAGACUUGCUUUUGAUAGUUUUUCUGAAGCUGUCAAGCUGGAUCCGCAGAAUGCAUGUGCCCUAAUGCAUUGUGGUAUAUUGUACAAAGAUCAGGGUCAACUGGUAGAGGCGGCUGAGUCAUAUCAGAAGGCUUUGAGAGCAGAUCCUUCAUACAAACCAGCUGCAGAAUGCCUAGCCAUUGUCUUAACAGAUCUUGGUACAAGCUUAAAAAUUUCUGGCAAUACACAGGAGGGCAUUCAGAAGUAUUAUGAAGCUCUUAAGAUAGAUCCCCACUAUGCGCCUGCAUAUUAUAACCUUGGUGUCGUGUAUUCUGAAAUGAUGCAAUAUGACACCGCCCUAAAUUGCUAUGAGAAGGCUGCACUGGAAAGGCCCAUGUAUGCUGAAGCUUAUUGCAACAUGGGUGUCAUCUAUAAAAACCGAGGUGAUUUGGAGUCAGCCAUUGCCUGUUAUGAGAGGUGUCUAGCUGUAUCACCAAACUUUGAGAUUGCGAAGAAUAAUAUGGCAAUUGCUUUGACAGAUUUAGGAACAAAGGUUAAAUUGGAGGGAGACAUCGAUCAAGGCAUUGCAUAUUACAAGAAGGCUUUGUACUACAAUUGGCACUAUGCAGAUGCUAUGUAUAAUCUUGGUGUUGCAUAUGGUGAAAUGCUGAAGUUUGAUAAGGCAAUUGUGUUCUAUGAACUUGCUUUCCACUUCAAUCCUCACUGUGCUGAGGCUUGCAACAAUUUAGGAGUAAUAUACAAAGACCGAGACAACCUCGAUAAAGCUGUGGAGUGUUACCAGACAGCUUUAUCAAUCAAACCAAACUUCUCUCAGUCUUUGAACAACCUUGGUGUAGUCUACACAGUCCAGGGUAAAAUGGAUUCUGCUGCAAGCAUGAUUGAGAAAGCUAUAAUGGCAAAUCCCACUUAUGCUGAAGCAUAUAAUAACCUAGGGGUCCUUUACAGAGAUGCUGGAAACAUAACUAUGGCCAUUAAUGCUUAUGAGCAAUGCCUUAAGAUAGAUCCUGAUUCCCGAAAUGCAGGCCAGAAUCGAUUGCUUGCAAUGAACUACAUAGAUGAGGGACAUGAUGAUAAGCUUUUUGAGGCUCACAGGGACUGGGGUAGGCGCUUUAUGAGGUUGUAUCCGCAGUACACUUCAUGGGACAACCCAAAAGAUCCAGAAAGGCCGCUUGUGAUUGGAUAUGUAUCUCCAGACUAUUUUACCCAUUCUGUAUCUUACUUCAUUGAGGCCCCACUUGUAUAUCAUGACUAUGCAAAUUACAAGCUGGUGGUUUAUUCAGCUGUUGUGAAGGCUGAUGCAAAGACUAACAGGUUUAGGGAGAAAGUCUUAAAAAAGGGUGGAGUAUGGAGGGAUAUAUAUGGGGUUGAUGAAAAGAAGGUGGCAAGCAUGGUUAGAGAAGAUAAAGUUGACAUAUUGGUAGAACUUACUGGACAUACAGCUAACAAUAAGUUGGGUAUGAUGGCAUGCCGACCAGCACCUGUUCAGGUGACUUGGAUUGGCUACCCAAAUACAACUGGUUUGCCUACAAUUGAUUACAGAAUCACUGAUUCAUUGGCAGAUCCUCUAGAUACAAAGCAAAAGCAUGUUGAGGAGUUGGCCCGACUACCAGAAUGCUUCCUUUGUUAUACACCGUCACCUGAAGCUGGCCCUGUUUCUCCAACUCCUGCACUUGCUAAUGGCUUUGUUACAUUUGGUAGCUUUAAUAAUCUGGCAAAGAUAACUCCUAAGGUACUACGAGUUUGGGCUAGGAUACUGUGUGCAGUACCAAACUCUCGCCUUGUGGUAAAAUGCAAGCCAUUUUGUUGUGAUAGCAUUAGACAGAGAUUUCUUACAACUUUGGAGGAGCUGGGAUUAGAGUCAUUGCGUGUUGAUCUUUUACCUCUAAUUCUUCUUAACCAUGAUCACAUGCAAGCAUAUUCACUCAUGGACAUUAGUUUGGAUACUUUUCCAUAUGCUGGAACAACAACAACGUGUGAAUCUCUCUACAUGGGAGUUCCAUGUGUUGCUAUGGCUGGUGCUGUACAUGCGCACAAUGUUGGUGUGUCUCUUCUCAGCAAAGUUGGGCUGGGGCAUCUGAUUGCCAAAAAUGAAGAUGAAUAUGUCCAGUUGGCUUUGCAGCUUGCCUCAGACAUACCAGAGCUCUCAAACUUGAGAAUGAGUCUUAGGGAUCUUAUGUCGAAGUCUCCCGUCUGUGAUGGGCCAAACUUCAUUCUCGGCUUGGAGUCCACAUACCGGAAAAUGUGGCACAGAUAUUGCAAGGAUGAUGUGCCAUCUUUAAAGCGCAUCGAACAGCUUCGAGAACAGGGGUUUUCUGAAGCAGCACCUAUCAAAAACUCUGAACCAACAAGUAUCCCAUUAUCAUUAGAGGGCCCUCCUGAAUCCGUCAAGGAAAAUGGAUUUAAUGCAGUCCCAUCAUCAACGGCGAAUCACUCGUCCGAGGAAAACGGGAGUCAAUCAGUUGAAUCAGACUUCAGAUAAGCAAGGCUAAAAUUGAAUGGGGUGUGUGUUGUCAACUCAAUGUGUGUGGAGACAUGCUUGGAAUGUAUACCUACGCGUUAGACAGCGAGUCCCGUGUCAAUGAUAUUUGCGGCUGUAUCCCGCUGAGUUAAAGCUUAAUGUUGACUACAGUGGCAACCCAAUAUUUCCUAUUACAGGAUCAAUUUUUUUGGGAAAGAACGCUGGUAGUUGCUGGUAUUUGGAUUUUUCUUCAUAGCAGAGUACAGGAAUUGGGAAGAGAUGAUCUGUGAGCUGCUACAAGUGGGUACCUGAGUCCCCUUGUUCUUUUUUCGUGGAUCAUGUAAUAGAGGUUAGCGGUGGCUUGUAUAUUGUAAGGAGAGCUUUUCUUUCUUUUGAAGAUUUUUAAAGGGGUGGAGUAGAUCACCAUGGGAGGUGAUGGGUGAUGGGUGAUGGCGGAGUUAGUGAUUUAGUUUGUGCGAGUGCGAUUCUGUGAUCUCACUAACAGUGAAUAUCAUGAAAUAGAGCAAAAAUUACUGACAUAACGUGUUUGAUUUAA